AUGCCUAUGCCAAUAAUUGGUCUCGUGGUUGCAGCCCUAUCACCCGUUGCCGUGACGGUUAUCCUCCAGGCCCCUAAGCUUUCAAGAGAGCAGGUUCUUUAUCAGUACUACAUCGUCUUGGUUCAGCAAAUGGCUAUACUGGAUAGGAGUACAUGCUUUAACCCUAACAGCGCCAUUGGGGGAACUUGGAUCGACUUCUCGGCUUGA
This is a messenger RNA of Fusarium pseudograminearum CS3096, 207 nucleotides long. RefSeq lists its product as uncharacterized. The transcript has 3 exons. The coding region runs from base 1 to 207 and encodes 68 amino acids. NCBI's taxonomy places the organism in Eukaryota, Fungi, Ascomycota, Sordariomycetes, Hypocreales, Nectriaceae. The record is from RefSeq and is a predicted model, not a curated record.